AUGAAUGAGACAUUGUGCAGGUUGUGUUUAUCUCGAGAAAGUUUAACACCAUUGUUUAAAAAUAGUGAACUAAUUGAUGAACGAAGUUCCAAUUUAUUUGUAACAACUGGUUUGACCAUUAAAAAUAAUGAUGGCCUACCACAACACAUAUGCGAAAUAUGCACCAAUACUGUUGACACCGCUUUGGAACUCAGAAAACGAAGUUAUCUUUCCGAACAAGAACUAUUAAACCGCGGAUACAGAAGAAAUCAUGACCCGAUUAUCAAAGAAGAAGAUUUGAUCCAAGAAAAAACAUAUAAAGAAAAUAAAUGCAAUGAUUUUAGUGAAGAAAAUGAAAGUUUUACGGAAACUAAGGACGAGUCUAAUACUUCAGAUGCCAACAUCGCCGAAACAAAAUGGCCGACUAAAAGAACUGUCAAAAAGCCCUCCAAAAAAGAACAACGCCAGAUUUAUUUGAAUAUGGUGGAAGGUGAGCUGGGUCCAAAGGGGCCGGUCACUUGUAAGAUUUGCAAGGUGACUGUUAGCAAAUGGGCCUGUUUCCUAAGUCAUGCGAAGCUGCAUUUAGGAUUUAAAUUCGUGUAUGAAUUCUGCGGUAAGAGUUUUAUAUCUACAACCAAAUUAAAUAGACACUGUAGAUCUCAUCACGGCAUGAAGAAGGAAUUGAAAUGUAAACAUUGCAGCUAUCUCGCUCUAGACAACGCGCAAUUAAAGCUCCACGUGCGUCGAAUGCACACGGGCGAGCGUCCCUACGUUUGUGACAUUUGCGCGUCCUCCUACCACAGCCGGCGAUGUCUUGUGCAGCAUCUUGAGAGCCAUAGGCCAGUUGCCAAUGUACAGAUGGAGACUGAACUGUAUCAAGAGAAACGCAUGCGGUAUGCUGGUCAGAAGCAGCAACUGAACUGCACGCAACAGAUUAAAAUGUCCAAGGGGCAAGAGUGA
This is a messenger RNA of Arctia plantaginis, 939 nucleotides long. The record is from the annotation of a GenBank genome assembly. Lineage: Eukaryota; Metazoa; Arthropoda; Insecta; Lepidoptera; Erebidae.